CCCGGAGGCCACGCGGCCUCCGGCCGAAGGAGAAACUACAUUUCCCAGAAGUUUUCGUGCGCAGCUGCAGAGCCUAUUCGCUUUGGAAUAGCGGGCGUGGGGACGUCGCGACCGGCGGCAGGACAUGGCUUUCGUGAUCGGAUCCGUAGGUCGCCAGUUGGGUCGCGUUAGGUGGCUCCAGCCCCGCGCCUGGCUGGGGCUCCCCGACUCCUGGGGACUCCUCGCCACACAGCAGACCCGGGGAAAGGCGCGUGGAAACGAGUAUCAGCCGAGCAACAUCAAACGCAAGCACAAACACGGCUGGAUCCGGCGCCUGAGCACACCGUCCGGCGUCCAGGUCAUCCUUCGCCGCAUGCACAAAGGCCGCAAGUCGCUGAGCCAUUAAGGAGCGCGAAGCUGCCGGCAGGGCCCCCCCCCCCCCCAUUAGAGCAUUUCUCUCUCCUGGGACCUCUCCUGCCGUUGUUUUUAUGGGGAGCCGGGACAACUCAGACAUGAGCGCUCCUCAAAUUGUGGAGUCGGCCCCCGGGGGGAAUGUCUGGGGUUGGACUGAGAGUGGGAGUAGGAAGUCAGACCUUGCCUAGUCCCUUUCUACGCUAUUGAAUUAGAAAGAAUGUCGAACAUACGGCAAUACUCCACAAUGAACCCUGUGUACUCAGUACACAGCUCUGACCACCAAUUACCCACAACCCACCUGCCCCCUCCUGUGUUAUUUGGGAGCAAAUCUCAGGCAUUGGGUUAUUUCUUCUGUAUUUCAGAAUGCAUCUCUCCAAGAACAGGACUCUUUAAAACAUAAUCACAAAACUUUUCACCCCUAAAAAAUGGUUAACAGUUCCUUAAUAUUGUCUAAUAAAUGUUCAAAUUUC
Messenger RNA from Neomonachus schauinslandi (Hawaiian monk seal), 863 nucleotides. It is a transcript of the gene MRPL34, whose product is annotated as mitochondrial ribosomal protein L34. The transcript has 2 exons. Bases 125 to 385 code for a protein of 86 amino acids. Gene Ontology annotation, molecular function: structural constituent of ribosome. Gene Ontology annotation, biological process: translation. The record is from RefSeq and is a predicted model, not a curated record. Gene Ontology annotation, cellular component: ribosome; mitochondrial large ribosomal subunit. Lineage: Eukaryota; Metazoa; Chordata; Mammalia; Carnivora; Phocidae.